AUGCUUCCCCGCUUGGAUAUUACUGGGCUUCGGAAUGGCAAGGCAUAUAAUUUAAUGGAGCCUGUCAAAGGCGUGGUGCAUGUGAGACCUGGAGGCAGAGCGCCUGUGGUCUUCAAGGUCACAGUAAUCCUUGAAGGAGUGAUACGGACGUCUCUGAUUGAGAAGGGGCCUACGUUCAUUCUAGGGAAUGACAUGCCGUCAGUAGCAAGUGAGGAUCACCAGCUCUUCAAGCUUUCAAAGGUUUUUUUCCACGACCAAAAUGCGUUUUCGAGUACCUUCCAGUAUACCCCGUUUGACGGUGAAUAUGUCAUUCCUUUCGAGAUGUACUUUCCACGACAGACUCAGUGCGCUAAAAACCCUGGCGAGCCCACGCACAGGCGGGUUACGCUGCCCCCGUCAUUCGACGCGCGUACAACGAAAUCUGGGGCGGCUGCCAGAGUCGAAUAUACUAUCAGAAUAGAUGUCAAGGGAUCUGAAGGGGAUACCUCGUUCAAGCGAGCGGUCAUGCUAUCGGUUGCUGAACCCCCUCUGCACCUGGCUCUGAUGUCCGAGAGAGCAUCCCAUUCAACGCUGGGAGCCCUUGACCUUGACUGGAUUGUUAGGGAAGUGAAGAUGCCUCAUUUGUAUCUCCCAUACAUGCCCCCCACGCUGUCACUCGAAGCAAGACUUCCUUCUCCGAUUCUCAGAAUAGGACAACGCCUUCCAUUGCAGCUGUUUGUGCGAAGCCCUCUUCUACAAGACGAAGCCUUCCUUUUACUAAAGCUAUCGAGUUUGAGAAUCAGCCUUGAAAGUAGGACGAAUAUCAUGGCCAAAGCUCGGCACAAGUCAUGGACAACCUCAACAGACCUCCUGAAUCUGAAAAGCCUCAGCAAACCUGUCAGUUGCCUUGCUGGGCAUGAAGCGCUGUCCAAUAUAAACGAGACCAUUUCACAUCGCGUAUCCAUUCCAGAUGUUGCGCCGAGUUUCGCAUCGUGUACUGUGCAGCGUACGUACUCACUCGCAGUCGAUGCCAGAUUUUCGUUUCGCAAAGUCAGCAAAGCACAGGUCCGGAAUACAAGAUCAAAAGCGUUAUCCCAUCCUCCAAUUUUCACAGUUGGCCAUGGAACACGCACGCUCGACGAUUUGAUCCAGCUCCUUGAAGUAGCAAGCGUCACCAAGCUUGUCGAUGUCCGGUCUAUCCCAAGAUCUUUCACAAAUCCCCAGUUCAACCGCGACACCCUCCAGGAGUCUUCAGAGUUGCGCAGUGCCCGUAUUGAAUACGCCUGGUUUGGUGCAUCACUAGGUGGUCGUCGCAACGCCAAACAGCCAACCCUUGAGCAGCACACAGCGAUACGCGUUGCAGCGUUCCGAAACUAUGCAGGGUAUAUGAGUACGCCGUCAUUCAAAGAGGGCCUAGCCGGACUGCAGCACCUGGCAGACGAACUGCAUAGUUACAGGGAGAGCCAUGUAGCCAUCAUGUGCAGCGAGACGUUGUGGUGGCGAUGCCAUCGUCGCAUGGUUUCCGACGCCCUGGUAGUGGAGGGCUGGAAUGUCCAGCACCUGGGAGUUGGCAAAAAGACCAUGGAGCAUACGCUGUGGGAUAUCGCAAGGAUUCAUGAAGGGAACCUCAUAUAUGACGGAAGGGAGCACCUGCACACAAAAAAGAGGAAAACCCUGCCAGGAGAGCCAGCCGCCAGUCAGAAAUGA
This is a messenger RNA of Aspergillus puulaauensis, 1686 nucleotides long. RefSeq lists its product as uncharacterized. The transcript has 4 exons. The record is from RefSeq and is a predicted model, not a curated record. NCBI's taxonomy places the organism in Eukaryota, Fungi, Ascomycota, Eurotiomycetes, Eurotiales, Aspergillaceae. The coding region runs from base 1 to 1686 and encodes 561 amino acids.